UCUCAAAAAUAAAUAAAUGUUAAAAAAAAUUAAAGAAAAAUUAGCCAUCUACAAAUGAUUAUUAAAGCAAUGUGCAUAAAUGAGUGAAGAGGCUUGGAUGGAGCCUUGAAUGCUUACUGACCAGGUUAGGGGAAGAUGAAUCUGCACAGAAGAUCCAGGAGGACUGUCCAGAGAGGGAGGAAAACCAGGAAACCUUACCUAGAAGACCAGUAUGCAAACAGGUUUUUUAAAAAGCUGCUCUGGUUGAAGUGGGGGCGAGGUAUCUGAACCCUGCUGAUUUCAUAUCCAUUUGGACCACAGUUUGAAACCCUCUGAAAAGUCAAAAUCAUCUUUUUAUGAUAAGGGAGACUCAACAGUUGAGAAGAAAAGAUGCUGGAACCACAGAAUGGCUUGAUUGACCUACCAGAUUAUGAGCAUGUGGAAGAUGAAACUUUUCCUCCUUUCCCACCUCCAGCGUCUCCACAGAGAGAAGAUGGUGAGGGAGCUGAACCUGAUGAAGAGUUAGGGAGAGGAGCACCUGUUCCUGUACCUCCAAAGAGAACAGUUAAACGGAAUAUACCCAGGCUGGAUGCUCAGAGAUUAAUUUCAGAGAGAGGGCUUCCGGCAUUACGGCAUGUGUUUGAUAAGGCAAAAUUCAAAGGUAAAGGCUAUGAGGCUGAAGACUUGAAAACGCUAAUCAGACACAUGGAGCAUUGGGCACAUAGGCUAUUCCCUAAACUGCAAUUUGAGGAUUUUAUUGACAGAGUUGAAUACCUGGGAAGUAAAAAGGAAGUUCAGACUUGUUUAAAACGAAUUCGACUUGACCUUCCUAUUUUACAUGAAGAUUUUAUUAAUAAUAAUGAUGAAGUAAGAGAAAAUAAUGUACAUGAUGUAACUGCUACCGAAUCAGAUCCCUUUUUGACAAGCUCAUUGGAAAGUGAGAAGUUUGCUUCUGAGUCAAGUAGAAGCCUCACAGAAGAAGAACAACAGAGAAUUGAGAGAAAUAAACAACUGGCCUUGGAAAGGAGGCAGGCAAAGCUGCUGAGUAAUAGUCAGUCCCUCGGAAAUGACUCAUUAGCGAGCAUACCCGGGGCAGAGACCAUUGAAGAGGUUAAUACAGGGGAAGAUCAAGAGGAGGAGUCAUCAAACAGAUUUGACAACGACAUUCUUGACAGUCCACACAAUGAUGCUGCUGCCAAUGCUGUAAAUGAAGAGGAGGAAUUAAAAAUAGAGAAAACACAACUGGACCAAUCCUUUUAAAAUGUAUAGUGGUAACUUUAUGCUUUAUCUGGGAAUGUCACUGAGGUUGGACAGCCCUCAACUAAGAGAAAAGCUGUUAACUUGCUAUCCUCUAAGUUUUAGAUUACUAUGUAUUUUGUCUACUUGGUGUGAAAAUCUUCAUGUAGUAAGACUUUCACAGAUUCCUGUUUAAAAUCUGGUAUUAUAAUUA
Messenger RNA from Prionailurus viverrinus (fishing cat), 1429 nucleotides. RefSeq names its product TIMELESS interacting protein (gene TIPIN). Gene Ontology annotation, cellular component: nucleus; replication fork protection complex. NCBI's taxonomy places the organism in Eukaryota, Metazoa, Chordata, Mammalia, Carnivora, Felidae. The transcript is spliced from 9 exons. The coding region runs from base 370 to 1239 and encodes 289 amino acids. The record is from RefSeq and is a predicted model, not a curated record. Gene Ontology annotation, biological process: DNA replication checkpoint signaling; DNA damage response; replication fork processing. Gene Ontology annotation, molecular function: DNA binding.